Molecule: messenger RNA, 777 nt
Organism: Coccomyxa subellipsoidea C-169
Lineage: Eukaryota; Viridiplantae; Chlorophyta; Trebouxiophyceae; Coccomyxaceae
Exons: 1
Coding region: 389-568 (59 amino acids)
Source: RefSeq, a predicted model, not a curated record
GAAUAUAUCCCGUAUAUUGCAAUUGAUACUGCAUGUACAUGCAGAGAUCAUCAAGAAUAUGCCCUGUCGCCAGUGCCAUUUUGUCAUCACACCAUUAUUGCAUAAAUCUCCCAUAACACAAUUGAUUGAGAAACCCAAAACCCAAUUAACCUAUCGCACGUGAGCCAAGGCACAGGCAACUCACUCAAAAGUUUUAGCGUAUAUACAGAUGGUGGUCUUUAAUAUUGAGCUCAUGAUAACCUCAGGUCACCCAACACAAAUCUAUUUCAAGAGGAAUUCAGGAGCACAAGCAGAUCCCAAAAAGAAUAUUGACACAUGCUAAGAGGCCUGGUAAUUAAUUGGUUCAAUUAAAUCUCCCUUCUAGGCACGAUACUUCUCCGAUUGAAGCAUGCAGAAUAAUAAUAAAGUGGCAAAGGAUGCAAAAGCAAGCAUUCUAAAACCCCAAUUCAGACACACUUCCAUGCCACUUCAAGAGGCGCACUGGCAAAUGAAACCAGAGCAGAAACCCCAUGGACCCGGGUCCAUGUAUGGGCCCAUACAUGUGUCUGAGAACUCUGACAAGCCUUGACAAAUUCUAGCAGAUCUGACAGGCUAGACUCUCAAAAUUUCUUUGGAGCCUACAAGAAGCGGAUAACACUGAAGGAGGCAAGCAGGUCCCAGACAGCACAAAAUAUCCCCUGCAUGCAUCCUCAGCCCACUGUGCCCUGGCCAGAAAGGAGCGUUGCAGGCAAUGUGCUGCUCAUGUGCACCUAGGAGGAAGAGCUAGACGGCUGUGAC